AUGGCAUCAGCCCCUAUCAACCCAGGUACCUGGGUAGGGGAUAUGCACGAAAAACCAUGGACAACACUGCUGAUUUUUGGUGGUGGUGUCAUCAUCCUGGCAAUUGCCCAUAUACUAUUGAAAGUGAUGGAUAAGUCACUUGAUCAUUGGUCCAACCCAGACCGCCGGGUUACUGAGGCUAAGGUCCGCGCUACUCAAGCUAGCCAACGGGCCAAAAAGGCUAUCCAACUCGCUGAUAAGCGAAUCAGCCAAGCUAUCGAACGGGCAACCAUAGCCGAAACCCAGGCUGCCAAGGCUAGCCAAUGGGCCGCUGAAGUCAACGAGGUAGCCAGCCAGCGAAUCAACCAAGCCAUCAAACGGUCUACCGAAGCCGAGACCCGGGCUGCUAAGACUCUAGCUACCGAGAGGGAGAGGAUACAUGAGCCCCCUAUGGGACUUCCGCAAGUACCUCGCCCUGGGACAAGUAGCCCCUCAGGACGAUAUUUCACCACCAAUACAACUUGGGGCUAUCAACAACACUGGAUCAGGCGCUAUUGGCGGUGGUGGAUCUUUCAUCAAAAGGUUCCUUAA
Molecule: messenger RNA, 570 nt
Organism: Penicillium longicatenatum
Lineage: Eukaryota; Fungi; Ascomycota; Eurotiomycetes; Eurotiales; Aspergillaceae
Exons: 2
Coding region: 1-570 (189 amino acids)
Source: RefSeq, a predicted model, not a curated record